Messenger RNA from Prinia subflava (tawny-flanked prinia), 3161 nucleotides. It is a transcript of the gene TNFRSF11B, whose product is annotated as TNF receptor superfamily member 11b. Gene Ontology annotation, biological process: signal transduction. The record is from RefSeq and is a predicted model, not a curated record. NCBI's taxonomy places the organism in Eukaryota, Metazoa, Chordata, Aves, Passeriformes, Cisticolidae. Gene Ontology annotation, molecular function: protein binding. Bases 1173 to 2381 code for a protein of 402 amino acids. The transcript has 5 exons.
CCAGACAGUGCAGCUGAAUUUUUAUGAAAUGAUCUGCAGGCUUUUUCUACCUAACUCUUGCCAAUCCUGCUCAGCCUUGUGACUCAAGGGGCAAAACUGCACAGUCCAGUGCCAACAGGGGCCCCAGUUUCAAGUGCUCGAGAGCUGGUAUACCCAGAGUUGAGGUUUUGGUCUGGCCUGUGAAAAGGGAGAGAAAACCAUCUGUGAAAUCUGGAGGCACAUCAAGUUUGGCUUCUACCCCAGGAUCCCACGGGCUCCCAUAAACCUUUAUAGCUAUCUGCAGGCUGGGAAAAGAAAUCCUUUCUCUGCACCUUUCCCCUGCUCCACACUGGCACACCCAGGUUCCCUGGGGCUUCCAUGGAGCCCUCGGAGUGAUCUCGGAAAUCACGAACAGCAGGCUUUGAUGCUUAGGGCUUUAGAAAAAUGCCCUUUUCUAACUUAAACCGGGGGAGAGGAAGAACAACCCCCUGAGCGGGGCUUCUCCGGCGGGCAGGAGCGUGCUGAAGACACGACUGUGGCCGGACAGCCACAGCGAGAGCCCCGUGCCGCCGCUCGCCGCUCGCCUCUCCCCCGGGCCGAGCCCUCAGGGCGCUGCAGGCCCUGGCGAGAGGCGGGCGCCGUUCCUCGCAUUCCUGUCUCAGCAGGGAAGGGGAGCGAACGGGGACCCUCCUUCUCCUCCUUCCCCGCCCUGGCGUUCGCCUCCAGCCAGCCCCGCUGCUGGGAGCCCCGGGGAGCCGGGCUAAGGGAGCGGAGUGUCCCCCGCGGCCCCGCUGCAGAGCGGAGCGCAGGGCGGCACAGCCAGACAGCCAGACAGAGAGCAAUUAAACCCUCCCCUGGCCAGCCCCUGACACUCCCUCCUGCAUUUUCCAGUCUGUGGUUACGGCGCUCAAAGGGUUCCAUUAAGUCACCAAGUUUUACAGGUUCCUUAAAAAAAAAAAAAAAAAGAAAAGAAAAGAAAAAAAGGAGGGGGGUGGGGGGAGGUGAGGGGGAGUGCGCGAGAGAAAAGUUUGGUCAUGGCAGGGAAUGUGUGAUCAAAGCAGAGCCCAAGCUUCCUGUUACACCGGGACUAUAUAUAUAGCGUGUCUUUAAUGUUGGGAAUGUAAGCAGCUGCUGGAGCCUGGCGCUGACUCUGCCUCGUUCCCAGCGCGCUGAGGUUUCUUCCACCGACCACAAUGAACAAGUUCCUGUGCUGCACGCUUGUGCUCUUGGACAUUUCUGUCAAGUGGACCGUCCAGGACGACUCUCCCCCCAAGUACCUCCAUUACGAUCCAGGGACAUCUCGGCAGCUGCAGUGUGACCAGUGUCCUCCCGGGAGCUUCGUGAAGCGGCACUGCAGCGCCGGCAGCCCGACGCAGUGCGCCCCGUGCCCGCCUCAGUACUACGCCGACGAGUGGAACAGCAACGAGGAGUGCCACUACUGCAGCACCGUGUGCAAGGAGCUGCAGUUCGUCAGGCAGGAGUGCUCCAGCACGCAGAACCGCGUCUGCGAGUGCGUCCCGGGCAGGUACCUGGAGCUCGAGUUCUGCUUGAGGCACACGGAGUGUCCGCCCGGGUCCGGUGUUGCCCAGGCAGGUACCCCUGAGAGUGACACUGUAUGUGAAAGAUGUCCAGAGGGAUUUUUCUCAAAUGAAACCUCCUCCAAAGCAGUUUGUCUUAAGCACACAAACUGUAGUGCCCUGGGUUUCAAAAUAGCUUUGAAAGGAAAUGAGGUUCGUGACAACAUCUGCCAGGAAAACACAGAUACGACACCUCAAAAAUGUGGAAUAGAUGUAACCCUGUGUGAGGAGGCUAUGUUCAGGUUUGCUGUUCCUACUCAUCUCACACCUAACUGGCUGAACAUACUAGCGGACAGCUUGCCUGGGACAAAGGUUAGCACAGAAAAUAUUGAAAGGAUUAAACAAAGGCACAGCCCUCAAGAGCAGACCUUCCAGCUUUUGAAACUGUGGAAGCAGCAAAACAAAGAACGGGAUACAGUCAAGAAGAUUAUCCAAGAUAUCGACCUUUGUGAAAACAGUGUCUUAAAGCAUGUUGGCCACCUGAACCUCACCUUUGAACAUCUCAACGUGCUGAUGGGAAGCUUACCAGGCAAGAAAGUGGGCAAAGAAGAUGUUGAGCGCACAACAAAAAUAUGUCAACCCAGAGAGCAAGUUCUCAAGCUUCUCAAUCUGUGGAGAAUAAAGAACGGUGACCAAGACACCAUUAAAGGUUUAAUGUAUGGACUGAAGCACUUGAAAAUGUACCACUUUCCAAAACGAACCAUCCAAAGCCUGAAGAAGGUGAUAAAGUUUCUUCACAGAUUUACAAUGUAUAGAUUAUACCAGAAACUCUUUUUAGAAAUGGUAGGGAACCAACUUAAAUCUGUGAAAGUAAGAUGUGUCUAACUCAAGAUAUGUUUCUUUGUCCACUGACUAUUUUUCCCUAAUUACUGCCAGCAGUAAUUAAACUGGAACAUUAUUUCACCAUAUUUUGAUUUACUAUUUAUAGAACUGGAAUAGUUCUAAGUCUCCUGCAGUGGUUUUGAAGGUGUUUUUUGAUGUGUUGUUGUAGUAGUAGUUGUUGUCUUUUUUUUUUUUUUUAAUAAAAAUCACUUUUGUAAAAGCUAUUAACCCGAUGGUAACACUAAGAGCCUGCAUUUUUGCACAUUCAGUUGAAGAGUUGAAAUGUCCCACUGUAGUCACUAGACGAGAAAGGAAUGCCAGACCAGGCUCGACUCCAGUAUUUGCUAUUUAUAUUCUUCAAGGAAUAAACAUUUUUGCUGUAUAUAUUUAUUACAUUAAAUGGAAAUUGUAUGAGACUGAAUUUUAGGAAGAGAAUUGGAAAGCACACUGUAUAUUUUCUAGUUAAACAAAAAGAAUUCCAUAUAUUUUUCUGGCAAAAUUUUGUAGCAUGCCCUAAGAGUUAUUAAUUUCUUUACAUUUUGUAUUUAAAAAAAUGUAUUAUUGCUUAGUAUUAUUUGUAUAAGUUGUGGUAUCUUUUGGUAAGGAUGUUUUAAUUUAUCCAAUGAUUUUAACUCAAAUACGGUGAAAAUAUAUCUCAAGUGACCUGAAUAUUUAAAUAUUCUGUGAGGAAUUGAAUGUACCAUAUUUAAGAAGCUGGAUUUUUAUAUAGAAUUUCAUAAUCUUAUUUUAUAAAGCAAUUAAAUUUUUCAGUUUGCUUUUUGA